This is a messenger RNA of Sceloporus undulatus (fence lizard), 1938 nucleotides long. RefSeq names its product forkhead box protein O6-like. Gene Ontology annotation, cellular component: nucleus. The transcript is spliced from 2 exons. The coding region runs from base 1 to 1656 and encodes 551 amino acids. The record is from RefSeq and is a predicted model, not a curated record. Gene Ontology annotation, molecular function: DNA-binding transcription factor activity, RNA polymerase II-specific; RNA polymerase II cis-regulatory region sequence-specific DNA binding. Gene Ontology annotation, biological process: regulation of transcription by RNA polymerase II. Lineage: Eukaryota; Metazoa; Chordata; Lepidosauria; Squamata; Phrynosomatidae.
AUGCAGGCAAAGCAGACUAGCACAAUACGCCAGCUUCGGGGUGAUGUGGGGGCAUGGAGUUUAGAUGACACAUGCUCAGAUGCUGUCCCCAAGCCAGCAUCACAUUGCCCACCCAACCACAUGGUGGGCAUCAUUGUGGCGCUCCAGUGGAAAAGCCAGCUUUUUGCCAGCACAAAAACGAGUAGCUUUCCUCCACUUCUUUUUGUGCCGAAUUCCAUCCGCCACAAUCUGUCCCUACACACCCGCUUCAUCCGUGUGCAAAAUGAAGGCACCGGCAAGAGUUCCUGGUGGAUGCUGAACCCUGAGGGUGGGAAAACUGGAAAGACACCACGUCGGCGGGCUGUCUCCAUGGACAACAACAGCAAGUUCUUGCGGAUCAAGGGAAAAGCCAGCAAGAAAAAACAGCUCCAAGCUUCUCAGGAGCGGGGGGAGGAGAGCCCAGCUGGGCAGCAGGCUAAGUGGUCUGGGAGCCCCACCUCCCACACGAGCGAGGAGUACGAUGCUUGGGCCGACUUCCGGACACGGGCCAAUUCCUCAGCCAGCACCCUGAGUGGCCGCCUUUCCCCCAUUAUGGCCAAUCACGAACCAGAUGAGCUGGAAGAGGAUGAUGGGACCCCGUCUUCCCCUUUGAUGUACCCAAGCCCAUCCAGCACCAUGUCUCCCUCUCUGAAUACUCGCUGCUCUGUUGAGAUGCCCAGGCUAACUGACCUCACUGGCACCAUCAACCUAAAUGAGAGCCUAGGUGAGAGCCUCCUGGAUGAUUUGCAGGACAACUAUAGUAUGAGUCCUGGGCAGCCGCUUCCUGCAGGGCCUCUCCGACAGAGGAAUCCCAGCUUCAGCUACAACUCUAAGUGCUCUGCUGUGGGCGUAGGAGGAGGGGGAGGAGGCAAUGGUGGUGGUGGUGUUGGAAGCAGCACCUAUUGUGGGACCAUCUACAGCCAGCCAGCCAUGAGCCUCAUGCGCCGUUUGCCAAUGCAGACCAUUCAGGAGAACAAGCAGGCCACUUUUGCUCCCAUGAACUCUUACCGCAACACAUCAUUGCAGGACCUGCUCUCCUCAAUUUCCUAUACACAUAAAGAGAGUGACCCACACAUGUCACAGCCCAACAGCAUGGGGCCACCACCCCGCAGCCACAGACAAAAUGCCCUUGUGUGCAGUGGUGGUGGUGGUGAAAUCGGCCUGGUUCCCUACACUCCCCAUUCAUCUUCCCUUAUGAAGAGCAGCACAUUGUAUCAUCCAUCGCCAGCCAACCACCACCCUCCUAUCAACAACAGUGCCUUACCCACUCCUAUCAGCCUUAUGAGCCUGCCCAGUGACACUUGCAGCAUGGUGACCAUGCCCCAUCAUGGGCACAUCCAUUCCUACAUUAACAACCAGGGGGCACACAUGAGUUUGUUAGAUUCUUUGCAGGGACCCUACCCAGAAGCCAUGCACACCCCUGUUUUGGGCCAGGAGAGAUUCCCAGCAGACUUAGACUUGGACAUGUUCAAUGGUAGCUUGGAGUGCGAUGUGGAGUCCAUCAUCCUGAAUGACUUCAUGGACAGCGAUGAGAUGGACUUCAACUUUGACUCUGCUCUUCCGCCACAAAAUGGUCUCAACAUGGCCACUUUGCCCAAUGCCCCGCAGCCCAACAAUCAGAGCUGGGUGCCUGGGUGAGCCUGACUAAGACAACUGGAAUCCACCAGUUGGCAGGGUUGUAGGAGGGUCCAAAUGCCUCUCCCUUCCACUGCCUUUCUUGUUUUCUUUGCCUUCAUUUGUUCCGCCAGGCUAGAGCCAUCUGUUUAAACUUGACAAUGACACACACACAGACACAGACACAGACACACACAUUGUAGGGUAAAAUGCUUUGACAGGGACCAGCGGCUUCCCGCUUGUGCCAGGUGUAUUGUGCAGUAAGUUGGAUCUGUCUUUGAUGUGUGCAAUAGGCACAAGUUAGCC